This is a messenger RNA of Caenorhabditis auriculariae, 4876 nucleotides long. The record is from the annotation of a GenBank genome assembly. Lineage: Eukaryota; Metazoa; Nematoda; Chromadorea; Rhabditida; Rhabditidae.
AUGCACUCGGAAAGGUUUGUUUUUAACUCUCUCCGGAGAAAUUUUUUUCUUUCAGUUUACUUUUUCAUAUUUUUGCAAAUGGAUAAAUUUAAGAAAGCAAUUUUCUUUAAAUUUUUUUAAAAUUUUCCUCAAAAAAAUAUUUUUCUCAAUAAAAAUUCAAAUUUUAGAUAUGAUCCACCACUGAAGAGGUAUCGACGCGAUGAAACUGCUGACCCCACAAAUCCCAACCCUUCUAUCGUAGUCCAUGUUAGAAACCUCACACCGAAGGUAUUUUAUUUGUUUUAAACUAGUUUUUAGUCUGAAAUAUUCAAUUUGGAUAAUUCCAAUAUUUGAAAAAAAAAAAUGUAAUUCCCUUUUUUCGCUCUUCCAAGUUUGAUGUUUUUCAGGCGACUGAAGCUGAUCUAUUAGAAGCUUUAAGUACUUUUGGUCCUAUUGCAUACGCCACAUGCAUCCCUCAUUCGAGAAUGGCUCUUGUCGAAUUUGAAGAUUUAGACGGUAUUAUUUUUUAGAUUUUUCUUUCAUUACAAUUUUUCUAGGUGCCCGAGCCUGCGUUUCCUUUUCUCAAAGUAGCCAGAUUUUUCGUAGGCGGACAGGUAGUAAAAAGUUUAUUUAUUUAUUUUUAUUAGAUUUUUUUCUAGGUUGCAUUGUUCAACUAUUCCACAUCACAGUGCAUCGAACGUAUGGGUUUCGAGUGCGCAGAACCAAAUAAAGUUGGUUUUUGUUCUGGUGCCUUUUCAAGUUUUACUUUUAGGUACUCGUUCUUACUGUCUUGAAUGCUCUCUACCCAAUCAAUGCAGAUGUGAGUAUCAGGAAUGAGAUUCGUUUUGUGUUCAAUAUUCUUGACAAUGUUAUCCAGUCACAUUUUAAGCAGAGCAUUUUUCUCAACUGACAAAAGUUUUUUAUAACGAAAGAGUUAGCAAAAAAAAUUGAGUUGAUAUAAUUAUUUUGAAAUGUUUUCAAACCAUUUUCAGGUGAUUUAUGAGAUUUGCAAUCCUCAUGGAACAGUUCUUCGUAUAGCAGUUAUGCAUAAGCCGACAGUAAUUCAAGUAAGUACAUUUUCUACAUUGUCUCGAUAUCAUCGACAUUUAAAUUUUCAUUUACUUGCCGUUCAGGCCCUCGUCGAGUUUGAAGACGCUGAAACAGCCAAAGUUGCAAAACACGCGAUGAACGGGGCUGACAUCUACUCUGGAUGCUGUACAUUGAAAGUCGAAUUCGCCAAGGUGAAGUUUUUAAAAAUCAUCUUUAUUUCUAAUUUAAUGUGAAAGCGAAAAUAAUAGCAAAAAGUCAAGGAUGUGGAAAACUAAAAUUAAUUUUUUUCUCUUCAUUCAAAUGUUUCCGAGCUCAUUAUUUUUUAAGGCUAACUGUCAUUCGAAUAAGUUUAAAUUCGUGGCAUUUGCUUAUAUUUUCAACAAUAUUGUUGUUUUCAGCCGGAUUACGUCAAAGUUACCCGCCAAGACCAGGACCAGCGUGAUUAUACUUUGCCUCACAGUUUGUUUUUUCAAUUAAAUCUAUCAUUAGACAGAAUGAAAUUAUUUUUUGUGCAUUGUGAAACGCUGCAUCUAAAAAGAAGCAAGCAAAAGCCCGCAAAGCAACAAGAUGCAUACAAAAUAAUCCGUCGGACAUUCAACGAAGAGCACCAAAGCCACAACGAAGAAAGACAACUACAAACACCAAAAAUGCACACAAAACGGCAAAAAAUUGUGCAGAAUCUGCCUAAUCAUGGCAUUUUGAAGGAGUCGGGACCUUGUCUCCAACCGAAAACUUCCUCCCGCCGAACUUCUCGGCCCACGUUCCACUCUUGCUUGUCCAUUUCAUGUUGUUGCGUUCUGAAUCGGUACGGUAAGGUGAAAACUUCGGGCUGAGAGGUAUUUCGUGUCCGAAGAGUUUCGACGGGCUAUUUCGUCGUCUUGUUCGCUAAAAAAUGACCUGGUAGCCCCUUUCAGGAAAUUUGUUUUUUUAUUUUGGAUUACCUUCUACAGAGGCUGUAGGACUGAGAAGAAAAAUGACUUUAAAACUCUCAUCCUCUCAUAAUUUAUUUUUAUGGUUUAUGCAAGUUCUAUGGGAAAGUUUGAUCAAUUCCAAUCAAUCAGACAAAGUUCAAGCGAUUUUUUAAAAAAAAUUACAUUUCACGAACGAGAAUAUUUUCACUGGCAUUUCGAUCACUAUAUUUUCUUUUAAAUUUUUGAAAAGAACUCUGAAAUAAGGCUCUAUGAAAAGACGCUAGGAAUGUCCUUUUGAAGCAAACCUUCUUUUUCAAGAAUUUUAUUGAAUGUACCCAUUUUUGCCAGAGCGGACCCAAUAAGACUUUCUAGGAAAGGAAUAGUUACUCAUCUAGGGUUUCUGAGUCUUUGGGUGUGUUCAAGUAGUUUUUAUUUCCAUUGAGUGCUAACUCAAAAAUUUCUAAUUUUUUUGUGAUAAUUAAUUUUUCAUUUUCAUGCAUACAACUUUAUUAUGUAAAAGUUGCGUUCCGAGGAUAAUUAUUGUUCCCUGUGUCUUGUUGGAGAAAUGUUGCAAAGCGGAGUUUUAACAUGCGGAAUUUUAAUGAAAGCGGAUCCUAAUUCAUUUUCCAGAGUAUUUGAAAAAAUUUUGUCACACCAUUUAGAUUAUUCUUUGGUAUAAGCACGGCUCUACUCGCAUUUGAAAUUUUCAGCAGACGCGUAUGAUGAUCCACCGUCGCGGAGAACUCUGUUACAAGGAAGUGAGCCUGGACCACCGGGUAGGGCUCUCUUGUCCGAAACGGAUAAUUCUUCUCUUAAGGCUAUGGCUAUGAAUACGGCGGCCGGGGUGGCUACCGAGGCCGUGGACGGUGGCCUAGUCGCGGAUAUCAUGGCGGAGGAUACGGUAGGGAGAGCUACGCCGAUCGCUUCGACACCGGUGGCUAUAGUGGCCACGGACCUCCUCAAUAUCAUGAAAUGAUUGGCGGACAGGUUUUGGAAAGAUUUUGCCAUCAGUUUCGGAAAAUUCGAAUUAUAGGGAUGUGUAUUGAUGGUUUAUGGGAUCGAACAAGAUAAAAUAAACUGCGAAAUGCUCUUCAACAUUCUUUGCUUGUACGGCAACGUGAUGCGAGUGAGACAUAGAUUUUGUGUCGUUUUUUUAAAUAUGAAUUGUUUCAGAUAAGCUUCAUGAGGUCGAAGACAGAAACAGGAAUGAUCGAAAUGGGCGCUCCUAGUGAAGUACUUGAAUUCCGUUGAUUUUUUUUUCCCAAUUAGAAUUUGAAGGUGACAAACGUACUGAAUUACUUGCAAAACAUAGAACUCUUCGGGUUGAAACUCGAGUUCAAGCCGAGUCACCAGGAGGGAGUUCACAACAUGAGGUUCACAUGAAGAUUUAUUUUCCAGGUUGUAAUAUUAGCUUCAGAGAUCCAUUCCCACUACCUGAUGGAACUCCUUCAUUCCGGGAUUAUACGAAUUCCCGAAAUCAGAGGUUCACGACUCCUGAAAACGCAGCCAGAAACCGAAUAGUGCAUCCAACAAGAUUCCUUCAUUGGUUUAAUGCUCCCGCAAACAUGGACGAAGCGAAGCUCAGAGAGGUUUUUUUUUUUGCUUCGAAAUUUUAUUUUAAAUGUAGGAUGAAUGUUGGUAGAAGCUCAUAUAUAUUAACAAAAAAGAUAAUUAAACUCGGAGCGUGAAAAGUUACUGGAACAACUUUAAAAAAAGGGUUUUGUUAUACGACUUUGAGCUCCGGAAUAUUUCUUUUGGGUUCCCUACAGCCGAAAUGUUCGGUUCGUUUUCAGAAAAGUUAAAACUGAAAUGAAUUUCAUAUGUAAGAGUGAAAGUUUCAUUUUUCGUCUUGAUUUUUACAUGGUACUUGCAGCUCCUUCGUGAGAAAAAGUGUCCUGAAGCGAUCACCGUAGAUGCGAUGCCUUCGCGCACCGAUCGGUCUGCCACAGGGACUAUCGAAUUUUCGACGGUCGAAGAGGCGAACGAAGCCCUCGCACUGGCCAAUCACACACCUGUCGUCAGUCCUGUCGGAAAAGUAUCAAAUUACGUUUGAUUAAAGUAAUACAGAUCUUUACAGGCUCCGUACAUUGUGAAGCUGGCCUACGCAACACCUAAACGGUAUUUUGAAGAAGAAAAGACAGAAGAGUCGAGUGAACAACCGAGCGAGGAGCACGAAGAAGGACGUAUCAAGGAAGCCGAAGACGUCGACGAGCGAGACCACAGAAAUGACCGUGGUUACGGUGGCUCUUCCAGAGGUCCGCAUUUUCCUAACUGAUUAUGAUUUUUCUCACACUCUUUCUGGUAGUUGAUAGAUUGAAAAAAAUAGUUUUUCUUUGUUUUUUUGGAUCAUUUUUUUCAAUUACUUCUGAGAGUCAGCAGUGAACGAAAAUGCUGAAAACAAAAAUUAGAAUAAGCUCUUUGUAGUUUCAGUUGCAGAAACUGUCGCUCAAAAUAAUUGGUCAAGUGAUAACUUUUCUAAAUAAUAAACGCUAUAGUGGAAAAACUGCAGAAAAAGUUUAAAUAAUAUCGGCUGCACUAGUCCGUUCAAAAUCCUCAUCGAGUUGUUUGGAGUUGCAAAAAAAUGGCCAUAAGUAACAUUGAGAAAUUUUUUUAAAGGUUUUUAUAUUUAUUUCAAUCAAUACUCAAGGUUUCUUCAACAUAUUGAAUUUAUUGAAAUUUAGAAUAUCGUGGCGGAUACCGUGGGGAGUACCGUGGACGCGGUGGAUACCGAGGACGUGGGCGGUAUUUUUAUUUCUUAUUUGUAUUCAAAAAAAUUAUUGAAAAAAACUGAAGUUUUUUUGAUCUCACCAGAACUUUUUUUGAUUAACGGAAAAAAACAACAUUUUUUUAGCGGCGAAUUCCGUGGCGAUUUUCGCGGUGGCUACAGACCACGAGGCUCCUUCCGAAGUCGCGGACGUCCCCACCACGACUACUGA